Molecule: messenger RNA, 1854 nt
Organism: Quercus lobata
Lineage: Eukaryota; Viridiplantae; Streptophyta; Magnoliopsida; Fagales; Fagaceae
Gene: PNM1
Product: Pentatricopeptide repeat (PPR) superfamily protein
Exons: 1
Coding region: 291-1763 (490 amino acids)
Molecular function (GO): mRNA binding; protein binding
Source: RefSeq, a predicted model, not a curated record
CUUCAAAUUUACCCAAAAAAACCCUAAAAUACCAGUCGAAUAGCAAGUGAGACUGUGACCGAGUGUGUCUCACAAGUUGCGCCUCCUUUGCUGAGGAAAGUGACGCCACGCCGGCGCCGCCACAAGCAUCAUAUCGCCGUGCUUAGCCCAAUCUGCUCUCCUUCUUUUGGUAUUUCAUAUUUUUUUGAAAUAGAAAUUCACAAAUUCGUAUCUUUUCCAUCAUCAUCUCCAUAUAUUUUUUAGGUUUCCUCUUCUCUGAAUCACUCACUCAAACUGAGCUGAAGAAAAAAAUGUCAAUAUCCAGGCUUUUGUUUCUCCGACGAUGCUUAUACAACGACCAAACUCCCAAACUCACUUUCCUCUCCUCCCAUUUCCAAUCCUUCUCUUCUUCUCCUUUUUCUGAUGAUCCUGUUUCUCUCUCUGUUUCCUCGGAGCUCCUUAACAACCCGAGCUCCGACCCGCUUCCGAUCUCCGAACGCCUCCACCUCAAGUUCUCUCACAUCAACCCAACGCCAUCUCUCGUCCUCUCCACUCUCAAUCUCUCUCCCGAGGCCGGCCGUACAGUCCUCGGCUUCCACCAAUGGCUCCUCUCGAACCCUAACUUCACUCACUCUGACGAAACGGUGUCGUUCUUCGUCGACUACUUUGGCCGCCGCAAGGACUUCAAGGCCAUCAACGAGCUCCUUUCCUCUUCUCGUCUCUCGCUGUCGCUCGGCCCUAAAACCCUGCACGCCGCCAUUGAUAGGUUGGUCCGAGCGGGAAGGCCUGCCGAUACGGUGUCGUUUUUUGAAAAAAUGGAGCGAGAAUACGGCCUUAAACGCGAUCGCGAGUCGCUCACUCUGGUCGUCGGGAAGCUUUGUGAAAAUGGUUUUGCUAGUCAUGCGGAGAGGAUGGUGAAGAAUUUGGCGAAUGAGUUUUUUCCUGAUGAGAAGAUUUGUGAUUUGUUGGUGAAAGCCUGGUGUGUGGAUGGGAAGCUUGAUGAAGCUAAGAGACUUGCUGGGGAAAUGUAUAGGGGAGGGUUUGAGAUUGGUGUUUCUGCGUAUAAUGCGAUUCUUGAUUGUGUUUGUAAGCUUUGUAGGGACAAGGAUCCCUUUAGGCUUGAUUUGGAGGCGGAAAAGGUUUUGGUUGAGAUGGAUGUUCAUGGGGUUCCUAGAAAUGUGGAGACUUUCAAUGUGUUGAUUGGGAACUUGUGUAAGUUGAGGAGGACCGAGGACGCGAUGAAGUUGUUUCAUAGGAUGGGGGAAUGGGGUUGUUAUCCGGAUGAUACCACGUUUCUCGUGUUGAUUCGGAGUUUGUAUCAGGCUGCGCGGGUGGGAGAAGGUGAUGAAAUGAUUGAUAGAAUGAGGUCCGCAGGGUUUGUGAGUAAGCUUGAUAAGAAAGCCUAUUAUGGGUUCUUGAAGAUUUUGUGUGGGAUUGAGAGGAUUGAUCAUGCUAUGAGUGUUUUCAAGAAGAUGAAGGAGGAUGGGUGCGAACCCGGGAUCAGGACUUAUGAUUUGUUGAUGGGGAAGUUGUGUGCUCAUAGUCGUGUGGAUAGGGCCAAUGCGGUUUUUAAUGAGGCGAAGAAGAGAGGGGUGCCAGUGGAGCCUAAAGCUUAUAUGGUGGACCCAAGAUUUGCGAAGAAAAAGAAGGUGAGGGUUGUGAAGAGUAGUGUGAAGAAGAGGGAGACGUUGCCGGAGAAGAUGGCUAGGAAGAGGAGACGACUUAAGCAAAUUAGAUUGAGUUUUGUGAAGAAACCAAAGGGAAUGAUGCGACGUGCCUUCUGAGAUCGAUUGUAAUUUUAUUUAGCACACCUUGUUGGAAUUUUUGCAAGUGGUAUGAAAAUGGUGAUCAGAGUUGAUCAUUUGUUUUUGAUUA